ACCCGAUUGAAGGUGAUUGAUGAAAACUUGGUGAGUCGAUAAUGUUUGGUUAUCUCUGUUCAAGACAUCUAUUACUAGGCAAACACAGGAGGACCAAUUUGGGGUUUCUUCUGAAAAAUGGUUUCUUUAUUGGCAAAUCAUUUGCUUCAGUCGGUUUAUCUGAAUCUAAUGAAAAACUAGAAGAAAAAGAGCAUUCUUUUGCGGUGUCUUACUUCAUAAACUGUUGUGGGUUGUCCACAAAAUCUGCUAUUUUAGCAUCCCAGAGGGUACGAUUUCGAACUCCGGAGAAACCAGACUCAGUGCUUAAUCUCCUCAAAGAGAAUGGGUUCACCAAUACCCAAAUCUCCCGGCUUGUCAGGAUAGAACCGCAGCUGCUUUUAUCUAAUCCCGAGAAGACCCUUUUGCCCAAGAUUGAGUUUUUCCGUUCUAUGGGGGCUUCAAGGUCGGACCUCUCUAGGAUCCUCUCUCUAAACCCUGCUCUGUUAAGAAGGAGCUUGGAGAGACAUCUUAUACCCUGUUAUGAUUUCCUCAAGAGUGUACUUAUUCUUGACGAGAAAGUUGUUACCGUUUUCAAGCGCUCACGGUGGGUUGUUUGUAUACAUAAUAUGGUUCCCAAUAUAGCACUUUUGAGACAAGUUGGAAUGCCUCAAUCCACAAUCUCUUUCUUGGUAACUAAUUAUCCUUCUACAGCGUUUGUUAAGGAUACUAGGUUUGCUGAGGCUAUCCACGAGGUGAAGGAAAUGGGAUAUGAUCCCUCCAAAACGGUUUUCGUUCAUGCAAUCCAAGUGUUAUUGAGGAUGAGUAGACCAAAGUUGGAAUCGAAGUUGGAGCUUUAUAAGAGAUGGGGUUGGUCAAAAGACGUUGCUCUCUUAGCCUUUAAAAGGCAUCCAAAUUGUAUGCUUUUAUCUGAUAAGAAGAUCACAAAAGCAAUGGACUUCCUUGUGAACAAAAUGGGGAGUUCAUUAACAGACAUUGCUAGAAAUCCUACAGUUCUAUUUUUCAGCUUGGAGAAGAGGAUUAUACCUAGAUGUUCAGUUAUUCAGAUUUUGAUAGCCAAGGGUUUGGUUAAGAAUGAUAUGUCCCUGUCGACUUUCAUACUACCUGGCGAGAAGUGCUUCCUGGAUAAGUUUGUGAUCAAAUUUCAAGAUGGUGUUCCUGAACUGCGAAAUGUGUAUUGGGAAAAGACGGAUCUUUUGGAUGUUAUAAUUCAGUCUUAGAAGGUAUGUGGGGUG
Messenger RNA from Juglans microcarpa x Juglans regia, 1232 nucleotides. Its product is annotated as transcription termination factor MTERF15, mitochondrial-like. The record is from RefSeq and is a predicted model, not a curated record. NCBI's taxonomy places the organism in Eukaryota, Viridiplantae, Streptophyta, Magnoliopsida, Fagales, Juglandaceae. The coding region runs from base 42 to 1217 and encodes 391 amino acids. The transcript has a single exon. Gene Ontology annotation, cellular component: chloroplast. Gene Ontology annotation, molecular function: double-stranded DNA binding. Gene Ontology annotation, biological process: chloroplast organization; regulation of DNA-templated transcription.